AUGGUUCUCAGCGCUGUCCCAUUGACCGACACUGCUGCCACGGGCACUCUAUCCGUGGCGACGCUAGUCGAGGAGGCGCUCGAGCAGUGCAAGGCCGAGAUGGCACAGCCGAGCGACAAGUUUGACAUUCUUUCCUGCACGGCGCAGCAGAGGUGGCUGGUGUCAAAGGCAGUCGAGGCUUUCCAGACGCUCAAGUGGCGAAAGUCUCCCGCGAGUCUUCGUGAGUGGUCGUGGAGGAACCUGGCAGGCAUCCACAGGACUAGCGACGGGGACCUGCCGUGGUUUUCGGCCGAUAUCAUUGCGUUGAAUGAAUACGGCACCCACAAUAAGCGCAGGUUCGAGCUCAGAACGACUGAUGACCUUGUUCCUUUCUCUACCGAACUGCAGCAUAUGAGGCACUUCCUGGGUUUUCGUGUCGCGGAUCUUUGUGCAUUCAUGGCUGCCAUUCUUCCCGCGCCGGGCGAGCAGCUAACGGAGACCAGGCUGAUAUCUGCACCGCCGACAAUCUCUGUUUGGGGCUCUUGGAGGACCAACAGUAAGGUUUGGUCUAGUGUCGUGGCCUUCUCUGACGAGGUCGCCGCGAGCACGUAUGCCGACCAGCUCCACACUCUCCUCGCCGACAGGUACGCGGCGACCAUUGGGAAGCUGGGUCACCACUGGGUCGAGGGCUGCUACUACGCCUAUCUCCUGUCCCUCAAUGACGCGCGGAUGCAUUUGCUUUAA
Scedosporium apiospermum is the source of this 723-nucleotide messenger RNA. RefSeq lists its product as uncharacterized. NCBI's taxonomy places the organism in Eukaryota, Fungi, Ascomycota, Sordariomycetes, Microascales, Microascaceae. The transcript is spliced from 4 exons. The record is from RefSeq and is a predicted model, not a curated record. Bases 1 to 723 code for a protein of 240 amino acids.